Rhipicephalus microplus (southern cattle tick) is the source of this 6749-nucleotide messenger RNA. Its product is annotated as semaphorin-1A. Gene Ontology annotation, cellular component: plasma membrane. Gene Ontology annotation, biological process: positive regulation of cell migration; negative chemotaxis; semaphorin-plexin signaling pathway. The record is from RefSeq and is a predicted model, not a curated record. Gene Ontology annotation, molecular function: semaphorin receptor binding; chemorepellent activity. Lineage: Eukaryota; Metazoa; Arthropoda; Arachnida; Ixodida; Ixodidae.
AACGGCGCUGUGGCCGUUGUAUACGUGCGUUGUGCCGCAGGCAGCGAGCAACGACGACGCUGUGGCGAUGGCGUUGACUUUUGGAUAAACAGAUUUGUUUUGAGGCUUAUCAGCUUCUUCUCCAAAGGACGCGACAAGAUCGUGCUGUGUGUGUCCCCGCGAGGAUCGGGUGCGUGAACGCCGUGCCUCUUGGAUUUACACGUCGCAGGGCAUUUUCCCGAGUGUAUCGUGCGUGCGCUGCUGCGUCCGACACCAACCCUCAGGAGCAAGCCCCCCUUGAGUUCGCUUCGAGGACCGAUGGGCGCCGUAGCGCAACGGGACAUGGCCGCCGUGCACCGGGCCGUGCGCCUGUAGGCGCGCCCGCCGUGUGCCAUGGGGCGGCUACCGGCCCGUGGCGCUUGCUCACCGCCUCCGCGGUGGCCCACGUCGUGGCUCUCCCCUCUGCGGCUGGCCGGAGCCCUAGCCGCGGCGCUCGUGCUCGCGCUGGCCGAGCCCGCGCACGCCGCCUGGCAGGACGCCCUCGUCGCCAAAAAGACAGUCGCCCAACUGCCUCCAGAUCUGAUUGGGAAAUUUCGUGGCAACCAGACACACAGCGACCACUUCCGUCUUCUAGAGCAGGACGGCCACAACCUUCUUGUUGGGGCUAGGAAUGUUGUCUACAACAUCAGCCUCACAUCGCUGGAGUUACAAAAGAAGUUGGAGUGGUUCUCUGAAAGUAAAGAUAUCGACAUGUGCAAGCUAAAAGGAAAAAGCGAGGAGGCGUGCCAGAACUACAUCAGAGUGCUGGCGAGAAAAUCUGAAACAGUCAUUUUUGUCUGCGGCACCAAUGCCUACAAGCCGCGCUGCAGGGACUAUGUGAUAUCUCCGGAUGGGGAGUACUCAGUGAAGGAACAGGUGCCGGGAGAGGGCCUCUGCCCCUUUGAUCCCAAGAACAACAGCACAGCCAUUUUUGCUGGUCCCUUGUCAAGGAGGACAGACGGUGACCUGUACGUGGCCACUGUUGGCCAGCUUUCGGGGGCAGACCCGCUCAUCUACAGAAAACCACUCAGGACUGAACCCUUUGACCUAAAGCACCUGAAUGCCCCCAACUUUGUGAGCUCAAUCCACUACGAAGACUAUGUGUAUUUCUUCUUCCGUGAGUCAGCCGUGGAAUAUAUCAACUGCGGCAAGACUGUCUACUCCCGUGUAGCAAGGGUGUGUACUCGGGACAAGGGUGGGCCUCACAAAUUCCAGCAGCGCUGGACCUCCUUCCUCAAGGCCCGACUCAACUGCUCCGUUGGCGGAGACAUUCCUUUCUAUUUCAACGAAAUACAAUCGACCAGCCCAAUUGUAGACGGCAUCUACAAUGGCAAGGAGGCCAAGCUCAUCUACAGUGUAUUCACCACGCCACAUAACAGCAUCAGUGGAUCAGCAGUGUGCGCAUUCCGUGUGGAGGACAUUCAGCGGGUAUUUGAAGGCAGUUUCAAGGGGCAGGAUGACAUCAACUCGAACUGGCUGCCCAUUGUCAACUCUAAGGUUCCAGAGCCCAGGCCGGGCCAGUGUGUCAAUGACUCCAGGACACUACCAGAUGUGACACUCAAUUUUAUCACGGAGCAUCCGCUCAUGGACCAGGCAGUUCCGUCACACUUUGGUCGGCCCAUCUUGGUACACACAGGCUUCCAGUACCGAUUCACAUACAUUGCUGUGGACCCCCAAGUAGAAACUGUGAGCGGCAAGAAGUACGACGUCCUCUUUAUCGGAACAGACACUGGGCGAGUGCUGAAGGCAGUGAACGUACCACGGCAGCAGCAGUCAGCGGGAGGCCACCCAGUACUGGUGGAGGACGUCGGGGUGUUCCAGGGGGCACCUGUCACUAACCUGCUGGUGCACCGGCCACAAGGGCGCCUCGUAGUUGUCACCCACUCAGAGAUACAGGCUGUGCCGCUUUUCAGCUGCCAUCGCUAUGCAGCGACCUGCGCCGAUUGCGUGGCCCUCCAAGACCCUUAUUGCGCAUGGGACAGCGAUCGAAGCACUUGCGUCAACCCAAGCUUGAGGGUUAGAAAAAAGGACAGCUACGUCCAGAACAUCGAAGAAGGAUGGGAUCACCGAUGUGGCCAAGGGGUGUUGCAGGGGGCAUCAGGUGUGACAGCGUCUCCUCCGGUGAGCGUGUGCCCCCCGUGUGACUGCACUUGCCCUCCUCCCCCAACCCUUCCUCCCACGCCGUCGCCGCCCCCAACCGAAGUCGACGACCCAGACAUGGCCGCUGAAGAAUUCAAUGACCUCACUCGGCCCCAGUUCUUUGGGAGGCCCCCAUCGUCGAACGGUCCCCUGCGGUCCCCACACCAGUACCAGGGGUCUGGAAUGGACGACGCUGCUCACCCAAAUUCGGCGUCCCGUCCCUUGGGAGACGGUCACGAAGGCGCUGUGGCCGGCUCUUCUUUGCAUGGUGACCAGAGGACAGGCGCUUCCUCCCAGUUCUACACAGCUGAGACUCUGGCUAUUGCUGUGACCACCAGCAUUGUAGCUUCCCUGGUGGUGGGCUUCAUUAGCGGCUACAUCUUCAGCCGGCGCUGCCGCAGCGAUGAAGAAGCCGAGGAGACGUGCCCGCCCGACGACUAUUCACGUUACCUGGACCGGGGAGGUGACCCCCACUCUGAAGGUUUCCUGUCGUCGACACACAACCAUGCCAAGCCCAUCAACCUUGUCCUCAACGUGCCGCCCAAGAACGGCAAGAAUGCCAACAGCUCGGCGGACAACAAGCCUCUGCAGAAAGUGAAAAAGAUUUACUUAUAGCCUCUUGCGAGGCCGGGCCUGGAGCCGUUUCAGGUCUAUUGAGCACCUCGGGCUGCAACAGAUGCACGCUCUCCUUCCCGGCACAUCUCGAUGGAAGGCCUUCAUUGACCUGCGCAGACAUUUUGAUGCAAGCGCACCUCGGGGAAUGAGCAGCAUCUCGAGCACGGCAUGAUCGAGCAGCCGGCAGAGGAAUGCGAAUGGCCAUUAUGCAAAGCGCAAGACGGCACCGUGCACCUUCAAGAGGCGCCUUCUCUUUCUUUCUGCGAGGCCUCCGCAGCACAAGAGCUGUGGGCUUGCCGCUCCUGGGUCCGGCAUUUAGGGAAUAUCGAAAAAACAAAAAAACAGUCAGUUCGAGAGACACCAGCAAGUGGGUAUUGGCCACGCUUGCAUAAAUGGAAGACUACAGGGGACUGCAUGUGCAACAUUGUUUGCUCUGCUGCGUGUGUGUGAUGGCAAAAAAAUGUGUGUGCACUCUUGCCUGCAGAGCUGUUCAGCCACCUAGCCCUCCGAUAGCUUGGUGACUGGUCUGAGUGGAACCUGCUGCAAGCUCUGGCCAUGUGCGAGUGAUCUGUCUUAUUAGUGGUGGACGCAAGAGACCGUGUGUAGUCUACACCCAGCCCCCACCUGUCCCAGCAAUCCUGCAGAGGAGGACAGCGAUCAGAUCUAGUCUUGGUUGGCACGCACCAGCACUGAAGCCUUGCAUCGUCAUGGGACAGUGUCCGUAAAGCGCCAAUGCUGGCUUCCACAUCUUAGUUGCAUCUCGCCCAACAGUGAAUACGCCGCAACUGUUGCUCUGCCAAAGGACUUACCCGUACCUUGCCUGGCUGCCUCCGCUUUUAUUGUUUUACUAUUUCGCACUUUCUUUGCGCCAAUAUACAACUUGUUAAGCAUUGUAAAGCGUCAGCAUUCCAUUCGCAAGUUACUUCAUUUCUUAGGCAUGAUUAUUGUUUAUUUUACACCAUACCCCUCUCUUGCUCAAAAAAGAGUGUACUUUGCUCCGUUUCUUUACACCUACACCUGUUUGGGCAGUGUGUCAGUAACCGAGUGUUUUGUCUUCUAAAAGAAAUGUAUUAUUUAUUGAAUUCCAUUUGCAAAGGCAACAUUAAGUGCAAGUGUACAGAGCCAGUAAACCUUUUGUGACUACUCUCCCCUUUCCCUCGCCCUCGUGCUUUGAUGCACACUCAGCGAUCUGUCGACACAUUGGUCGGGUAACUUCCUAGCCGUCCCCAAGCUGCUGCCAGGAUACAUGGACACAGCAUGCGGCACAUUUGGCGUACUAGUAUGUGGCACGGAAGUGGAGUGGUCUCUGUGGUUCAAUUUAACCUAGUCCCUUAAAGCAAGCAUCCAGGGUUUAUGUGUCAGUCCAGUGUUGUCACUUCACUCCGCAUCUUGUGUGUAUUUUACAUAGAGUCGAAGUAUGUAUUAGUUGUACGUGCUUUCACUGGAACUCUGGCGCUGUGCUUGAUAGAGAGUCUCACACAGCUACGUCGCUCAAGCGAGGACUGUCGUACAAAGAACGCACUUUUCAGUGCGCACACAUCGACCCGUCAAGUGACAGAAGUGUCUCGAGCGACACAACUGUAAGCUGCGGUGCGUGUUUUCUGCCACUCGUGGCACAUCAAUCCUUGCUUCUUUUUAAUGCAGGACUCGGCACUGAGACUCUUCAGUACUAUCAACCGAAACUUUCCUUUGAUUUAAGCGGUGGUCAAGCGUGUGACUUUGCGAAAAGUCGAAGCAGAGGGCGCAUUGGAAUAAAAACCACCGCUUGAUUGUGUAAAAUACAGAGAUGUGUUUAGAAUGGAACAUGUCGUUACGCUAGCUACGUCACACAAAGGUGGCCGGUGAUGCAGCUCGUCUCACAAAGCAUUUGUGAAUUUUCUUCAUCAUUUUCAGCACUCCUGUGUCAUAGACUGUGAAAUAGAACUUGUCAUUAUUCAUUUGUGUGGUUGCUAAGUAUUGUGUAAAAUCUAUAAGUCUGGCAAUGAAGUCUGAAAAUAAAAAAACAAAGGCUUAGCAUGUAAAUUAAUACAAAGAAGUAUAUUUAUGCAUGGCAGCUUUCGUCGGGCACCUGCACUCAAAUACUCGUUCGUGAGAUGGCGUUCGGAGCUUUCUUUAUACAUAUAUAUAUAUAUAGGAUAUAUAGGAUAUAUUUCUUGUGUGUUAUUUUAGUUGUAUUUUUAUUCGUGUACAUAGUUGAUAUGUCAUUAGAGCUUUUGUGUUAAGUUUUGUUGUUUUUAGCUUGCGGCUUCUGUGCAACUUAACAAAUGCACCGCAAUCAGUGUUAGACCUGUGUCAUGCAAAUCCUACGCAGAACUCCUAGCAAGUUGUAUGAGAAAGUGGCUUGCAUAAUGUUCAGUAGACAUCUUUUAAUCUUGCUUUUUCAAAGGAUGUCAUUAUCAUGAAAAUGAGGCCACUGUGCUGGCUCCAUUUGUCUGGGUAGUGGAAAGAAAUGAAAUAGGGUCCAUAGGUAUAAGUCAGUCUGCAUAGAACAUAAUCAGGCCUCAUUUCACCCAUAGUCUGUAACAUUUUCAAAACCACUAAAAAAGAGAGAGAGAGAAAAAAUUGUGGCAAGUCUAGAACACUAAAAUGCCCUUAUUUUUACGAUAGCAGAAGUACGCUAUUGAGGUUGAAUGAACUCUCACCCUUUUGAACUUCCAGUCUACGCUAAUAAUGCACAUCCCCUUCAUUUAGUGCUUGCGCCCGCCUUGCAGUUUAUCUCAUGAGCGUAUUCUUUCAUGGCAAUCUCUCACUGAUCACAGGAAAUUAAGUUAAAUGACGGUGCCUUUAGGGGCUAGGUUGAAAAUUGUGCUUGACAUUUGUGUUGCAUCCUGUCAUGUUCAUUUGUACAUUUUAGAGACACAUAUUACACAUAUUACGAUGGGCACACAUGCAUUUAUUGUUUAUUUGUGCAAAGCUAGUGAUCGAACAGAAAGCUUCAGCUGGCAGUUUGGCCUCUUUUGUUAUUAAGCAAAAACACUUUGGCAGGUUAUUUGGCACCAUUUGUUCGAAGUCAAGCAUCUGGAUGUUUGCGCUACAUUUUUGUUACAUAAUGCAAGGCAUAAGGCAAUGUAGAUUAAUGUUAAUAGUCCACACAAAGUGGCACGCAACGCAAAGUUGUACUUACUGUGUAACAAAAAUGUCACCUUACCAGCGGUGUUGAAAGCUUCCCAUGAUUUCCACGAGUCGCAAACACGAAUUGACCACUCGUCGGCGCAACCGGAAACCUCCCCUCUUUGCUGUGCGGGUAAAAUUAGCCGACUGUUGUCAGUGCAUUCUCGAUCUCAUGUUGGAACACGUGUUCUCUUGCUUACGGCAAGCAAACUUGCAACCUGUGGAGAUCACUGCUCCCUGCAUUAUAAUUAGUACGGAGCACCCAAUUUUCUGUCUUGUUCUGCCCUUAUUGUUGAUGACCUUUUACUUGUCCUUGUAUUGCUUGCGCCUUUUGAUUGAAUGUGCCAGCUAGGUGUUGCUUUACGUGUACAUAGCUGCCUCCAGUCUCCCCUUCCUUUAUCUUCCACAAUGUGUAAUACGCGACUGUCCAGAGCGCUUCUGAUUUCACUGUCCUACAAAAAAAAAAAGGAAGAAACAAGGGCCUAGAGACAACAGGCAUCUGGCAACAUAGUCGCUCCAGUGUUCUCUGCUGGCUACGUACAGCUUUUUCGUCAGACAAUAACAGUUAGUAAUAACGCUGUAUACAUAUACAGGGAUAAUGUUGUAAUCGAAGCCCUCCUCUUCUCCUGACCCUGCUCCCACCUCGACAGUCUGUAUCAACAAAUACAAAAGGGGGGAAAAAAAAUAAGAUAGUGACAUUUCUGUGCAUACAUCGUAUUCUUUUGUACAUCGAGAGAAGUGACCCUGCCCGGAGAGUGUUAUAUUUUUCUUCGUGCAGGCUAGCAUGUCCAUGUCCCUUGACAGCGCAAGUAUUGUACAGGUAUGUUGACGUUACUAUGAUAAUAAAACUUCUGACUCCAAGGUGA